AUGACUUUCUACGACGACAUUUACCCGUUCUACCCUCCACAAAGGACUUCCUUCAUCUUCAGCGGGCGCUUGCUCACCAUUAUUCUGGUCUUCCUUGUGCUAGCGUUCAGUCUUCUCCUCAUUCUGCCCGGAAUACGAGGAAGGACGAGGCUGUUUUGGAUGUUCAGGAUAAUUACCAGCUUGUUCAUCGGUGUGGUUUUAGUGGUGCUCAACUACACUAACAGCUGGGCUGAGGCAAGGAUGACCACAAACGCUACCUACAAGUCUUUCAGCAACGCAGUAAUUAACGCUGAGGUCGGCCUGCACGUCGGGCUGUACGGCAUUAACGUGACACUGAGAGGAAAUCCCAUCGUACAGUUCAACGAGACCAUCAACUACAACGAGAUGUUCAGCUGGCACGACACGAUAGAAGAAGAGUAUGAGGAAGCUCUGGAGAAAGGCUUGCCCAACCCCAUCCUGUACAUUGCUGAGAAAUUCACCCUGAGCAGCCCGUGCGGUCUGAUCUUUCAGUACAGAUACUCUGGACGGUUUGCCUCUGCCACGCUCUGGACAGCGUUUUGCUGCUGGGUGCUUGCCAACAUCCUCUUCUCCAUGCCCGUCAUCCUGUACGCCGGGUACAUGAUGAUGGCCACGGCCGCCUUCAUUUUCUCCUCCAUGGUUUCCUUCUCCACCAUCAUGAACGUGCCUCGGUGUGUUUUCUCCAUCGGAACGGACUCCUUCGUUACAGAGUUCAGCCAUUCAUUUUGGCUGGCUCUGGCUACAGGUGUUCUGUGCACCAUCACCGGGAUCCUUGUGGUGACUUUAAACUUUCUGAUGCCGGAGAAGAUGAAAGCAGCUUUCAGUGUCGGCGUCGACAGCUGCGAAGAUGAGGAUGAUUUUUAUGGGGAGGGUUACCUGAAUUCAGUUUUCCUUGAAGAAGCAAUGAUUUCACCUCUGACAUCAAAAGUUACAACAGAGCUUUUCUGA
Messenger RNA from Nematolebias whitei (Rio pearlfish), 966 nucleotides. It is a transcript of the gene duoxa, whose product is annotated as dual oxidase 2. Bases 1 to 966 code for a protein of 321 amino acids. Gene Ontology annotation, cellular component: endoplasmic reticulum membrane. Gene Ontology annotation, biological process: protein transport. The record is from RefSeq and is a predicted model, not a curated record. The transcript is spliced from 7 exons. Lineage: Eukaryota; Metazoa; Chordata; Actinopteri; Cyprinodontiformes; Rivulidae.